Molecule: messenger RNA, 525 nt
Organism: Microdochium trichocladiopsis
Lineage: Eukaryota; Fungi; Ascomycota; Sordariomycetes; Xylariales; Microdochiaceae
Product: OsmC-like protein
Exons: 2
Coding region: 1-525 (174 amino acids)
Biological process (GO): response to oxidative stress
Source: RefSeq, a predicted model, not a curated record
AUGUCUGCCCUUCGCUCUCUCCGGCCUGUCGCCCGCCGCCUCGCGCUCCCCGCCCUCGUCCACCGCCGCCUCCUCAACACCGAGUCGGCGCCUGUCCUCUACUCGGCCCACGCCAAGGCCGUCGGCGCCCGCGUCGGCCACAUCGAGGGCGACGAUCUCGUCGUCGACCUCACCAUGGCCAAGGCCGUCGGCGGCACCGGCGACAAGGGCAAGACCAACCCGGAGGAGCUCUUCGCCGCGGGGUACGGCGCCUGCUUCCAGUCGGCCAUGAACGCCGUCGCCGUCAGCAUGGGCACCAAGAUGCCCGAGGCCCGCGAGGACAGCGUCGUCGACACCACCGUCCACCUCGUCGGCGACAUGAAGGCCCUCGACAUGGGCCUGCGCGUCGACAUGAAGGUCAAGGUAAAGGGCAUCGACAAGGACCAGCUCGAGAAGAUUGUCGCCCGCGCGAAGGAGGUCUGCCCGUACUCGCGCGCCACACAGGGCAACGUGUCCACCAACAUCGAGGUGGUGCACUUUGACUAA